CCGUGGAAGCGGUAACGGUCUAGCUGAAUGAAUCGUAGGAAGCUCGUGUAACGGACUUAUUCUUUUCGUAUUUAUUCUUUUCACAUUAAACUUUUUGUCUGGCUAUAUUGCGCACACAAAAAGCGGGAUAAAAUGUCCAGGAGACGACACAGCGACGAGAAUGACGGAGGUCAAGCUCAUAAAAGGAGGAGAACUUCUGAGCCCAUUGAGAUUGAAGACCGUCUUGAGUCGCUGAUAUGUCGUGUGGGGGAAAAAAGUACAUCAUCCCUCGAGAGCAACUUGGAGGGCCUUGCAGGUGUCUUAGAGGCAGAUCUUCCAAACUACAAAAAUAAAAUCCUGCGUAUUUUAUGUGCUGUCGCUCGGCUCCUGCCUGAGAAGCUGACUGUCUACACGACUUUAGUCGGCCUUCUCAAUGCCAGGAACUACAACUUUGGAGGCGAGUUUGUGGAGGCUAUGAUCAGGCAACUGAAGGAGACCCUGAAAAAUAACUUGUACAAUGAAGCCGUUUACCUGGUGCGUUUUCUGUCUGACUUGGUCAACUGCCAUGUGAUCGCUGCUCCUUCUAUGGUGGCCAUGUUUGAAAAUUUUGUCAGUGUUACUCAGGAGGAAGAUGUGCCACAGGUUCGGUCGGACUGGUUUGUGUAUGUUGUUCUGUCCUGUCUGCCUUGGGUCGGUAAGGAGCUUUAUGAGAAGAAGGAUGUGGAGAUGGAUCGACUCCUCAGCCAAAUCGAAGGCUACCUCAAGAGAAGAGUAAAGACUCAUGUCCCCAUGCUGCAGGUGUGGACUGCAGAGAAGCCCCAUCCACAGGAAGAGUACCUAGACUGCCUUUGGGCUCAGAUUCAGAAGCUGAAGAAAGACCGCUGGCAGGAGCGCCACAUCCUUCGCCCCUACAUCGCCUUUGAUAGCGUGCUGUGUGAGGCUCUGCAGCACAACCUGCCCCCUUUUACCCCCCCAGGUCACAUGCCUGACGCUCAAUAUCCCAUACCCCAGGUCAUCUUCCGCAUGUUUGACUACACUGAUGCCCCAGAGGGUCCUGUUAUGCCUGGCAGUCAUUCUGUGGAGAGAUUUGUCAUAGAAGAAAACCUGCAUUGUAUCAUCAAAACUCACUGGAAAGAAAGGAAGACAUGUGCUGCACAGUUACUGAGCUAUCCAGGAAAAAACAAAAUCCCGCUCAACUAUCACAUUGUGGAGGUAAUUUUUGGAGAACUUUUCCAUCUGCCCUCACCGCCGCACAUCGAUGUCAUGUACACGGCGCUGCUUAUCGAACUCUGCAAACUGCAGCCGGGGUCGCUGCCUCAAGUCUUGGCCCAGGCCACAGAGAUGCUUUACAUGAGACUGGACACCAUGAACACCACCUGCAUAGACCGAUUUGUCAACUGGUUUUCUCAUCAUUUAAGUAACUUCCAAUUUCGAUGGAGCUGGGAUGACUGGGCUGACUGUUUGACCCUGGAUCUAGAGAAGCCCAAGCCCAAGUUUGUAAAAGAGGUUCUGGAGAAGAGUAUGAGACUUUCGUAUCAUCAGAGGAUAGUGGACAUCGUCCCCCCAACUUUCUCUGCCCUCAUCCCGGCUGAACCCCUGUUUACUUACAAAUACAUGGAUGAGAGCGCUUCUUCCCUACCAGGUUACGCAAUGUCCAUUACCGUCGGCAACGCCAUCAAGAACCGAGCUUCUAAUGAAGAAAUCCUAACCAUCCUCAAAGAUGUUCCCAACCCCAACCAGGAGGAUGAUGAUGACGAGGGAGAGAGCUUCAACCCUCUGAAGAUUGACGUCUUUCUGCAGACUUUGCUCCAUCUAGCAGCUAAAUCCUUCAGCCACUCCUUCAGCGCCCUCGGCAAGUUUCAUGAAAUCCUGAAAGUGUUGACGGAGAGCGACGAGGGGAAGCUGCACAUCCUUAAAGUGGUGUAUGAAGUGUGGAGGAACCAUCCGCAGAUGAUCGCAGUGUUGGUGGAUAAAAUGGUCCGGACACAGAUUGUGGACUGUGCUGCAGUCGCCAACUGGCUCUUCUCUCAGGACAUGGCUCACGAGUUCACCAGACUUUUCGUCUGGGAGAUUCUGCACUCGACCAUCCGAAAGAUGAACAAGCACGUGCAGAAGAUCCAGAAGGAGCUGGAGGAGGCCAAAGACAAACUGGAGAAACAGCAGCACAAGAGGAGGGACAGCGGCGAUGAUGAGGACAUGGAGAAGAACAGCGAGGAUGAGGAGGGCCAGCUAGAGGAGCAGAUUGAAAGGCUGCAGGAGAAGGUGGAGUCGGCUCAGAGCGAACAGAAAAACCUCUUCCUCGUCAUCUUCCAGCGUUUCAUCAUGCUGUUGACGGAGCAUCUGGUUCGCUGUGAGACGGGCAGCAUGGACAUCAGCACGCCAUGGUACAAAAACUGCAUCGAGCGGCUGCAGCAGAUCUUCCUCAUGCAUCACGGGACCAUCCAGCAGUACAUGGGAACCCUGGAGAACCUGCUGUUCACGGCUGAGCUGGACCACCACAUCCUAGCCGUCUACCAGCAGUUCUGCGCCCUGCAGCUCUGAGAAACCGCCGUCUGGUGAAAUGCGUACUUGAUGUGAUAAACCGACACACUAGAAAUUACCAGCUCUUGUAUCAAGAAUCUCUUUACAGAUUUUUUUUUUUUUUUUUCUCCCAGCUGUUUUGUGUUUGGUGCCAACAAUGUCGGUUAUGUGCAGCCACAACCAGGGACGUCUUUCUGAAUAGGAAUUCAAGCAAGAAUCCUUCGUUAGGUUACUGUAGUGGUCCUUUUUUAUAUUGUUUUUUUUUUUUUUUUUUUUUCCUCUUUAAUGCUUUGUUUUGAGUUUAGAUUUUUACUUCCUGCUCGUAUUCUUAAGAAUGGAUUUUUAACACUGCAACACUUGUCCAAGUCCACACGAAGCUGGGGGAGCGUUGAUAGGAGGAAACGUCAGGUCGGCUCUGCUUGAUUCUGAAUCCAGAGAGCACUCAACUUAAGUUUUAUAUUUGUUUUAUGUGGCAUUGGGAAGUCAUUAAAACUCUCCAGUCUUUAUCCA
Melanotaenia boesemani (Boeseman's rainbowfish) is the source of this 3009-nucleotide messenger RNA. It is a transcript of the gene ncbp1, whose product is annotated as nuclear cap-binding protein subunit 1. Gene Ontology annotation, biological process: nuclear-transcribed mRNA catabolic process, nonsense-mediated decay; regulation of mRNA processing; mRNA export from nucleus. Gene Ontology annotation, cellular component: nuclear cap binding complex; nucleus. Gene Ontology annotation, molecular function: mRNA binding; protein binding; RNA cap binding. The transcript has 23 exons. Lineage: Eukaryota; Metazoa; Chordata; Actinopteri; Atheriniformes; Melanotaeniidae. Bases 133 to 2520 code for a protein of 795 amino acids. The record is from RefSeq and is a predicted model, not a curated record.